This is a messenger RNA of Schistosoma spindalis, 4602 nucleotides long. The record is from the annotation of a GenBank genome assembly. NCBI's taxonomy places the organism in Eukaryota, Metazoa, Platyhelminthes, Trematoda, Strigeidida, Schistosomatidae.
AUGUUGAACCACUCGCUUUAUCCUGAAAACUAUCGACAGAUAGGUGAAAGUUUCGUUAUGGAGUACUACGAUACUAUGCAGCGAGAUAGAAGCUCUCUCAAACUUUUUUAUCACAGCCAAGCAAGGAUGACAUAUGAAGGUGAUGUGUUAGUAGGUCAAGAUAAAAUUGGUGAGAAGUUUCUUUCUCUUCCUGCUAAUAAAAUUCAGGUGGGUAUAACUAGUGUUGAUGUUCAUCCGAAUGAAAAUUCUGUUCUUAUCUUUGUCUGUGGACAAGUUCAGUGUGAUGAAGAUCAGGUACUACCAUUUUGCGAAGUGUUUUUCCUUCGCAAAUUCAACAAUUGUUUCCUCAUCACCGAUUCUAUGUUUCGUUUGGGUUUGCAUAAUUUCUAACAUGUAUUCAACUAUCCUAAUACUUGUUAUAUUUGCAUGUGCUUGUUUAUCUUGUUAGUCUAUCAUCGGUGCCCUAUUGCAACAGAAAAUUGAUCUCGUGGAUAAACUAUGUUGCAAGCAUAUAUUUAUUGUACUAUGAUGUUUGUAAACAAUAACUUUCUAUCUACUACUUCUUAUUAUUUAUGUCGUACAAACUUACUCGAAUACAGAAACACGUGAGAUUAGAUUUUCAGUCGGUCAGCUUUUGCUUCAGUUGGUCCAAAUUUUACUACUAUGUGCUUUUCAUCACAGCAGCAAAAGCAAGUUGACCACAAGUAAAUGCGCUGGUCUUACCAUGUUCGUGUUUUCUCGGUGGAUCUUAGUAGCUUUAGCAUUGUAUUUAAUUCGAAUGUUGGAAUAGUCUAUUGUUUCAGAAGUGAUGAGUCAUCAAAUAAUAUCACUUCGCAAUAGCUCGGAUAAUAUUAUGACUGAAGUUCAAAAUACCUGACUUACUAAUGUUAAUUCAUACUUUCGCAGGACAGCCAAUGCCCUUUAUAUUUACAUCAAGUGAAUCGGACUUGACAUUGAUCUAUUCACGGUGAAAUGAAUGAGCAUAUUAGCGUGGAGAUCCUAUGAGUUGUUAUACACCCGGCCUUCAUGAGGUUAUAUGCAAGCAUUAGUGGUAACUUCGGCUCAAAACAUUGGGAAACGCUGAUAGGUCUUUCAUAACUAACGAUUCGUUUGAAAUACUUUUCAGGGAAAAAACAUUGAGCUUCAAUCACCAAAAGUCGAGAUCAGCUGUAUACAUAUUUUAGUGGUUAUUAAACCUCGAUUGUUAAUGAAGUUUAAUAAGCUUUGUCUUGGGAUUAAUACUAUGCAUCCAGUUCUAAACAUUCGGAUGCAGUACGAAAGAGUUCUGAUUCCAGUGAGCAAGGCAAUUUGAAGAUUACUAAGAAAAAUAAUUAGCCAACAGAUUUCCACCAUAUAUGUUCGAUCGGUACUGAACCCAAAAGUUCCAUGUGAUAUUUGGUUCUGAUAAGCAAAUGCAUUUUGUUUCCAUAUGUCAAAAAUUAUGAGAACUUAGUCUAAUGUUCCUUAAAAACCUGGACAGUACAUUUUUCAAAACUACUAAUUCUUUGCCAGGGCUAUCUCCGAACGCCUAGCGAACUGUGUAUUGAAAGUGGAUAUCAGAUAUCUGGCAUCUCACUCACUUCGAUUUACAAAAGUCAAGAAAGUCCUACUCACUGCCUUCUCGUGGCAGGGGUGUUGUCUGCUUAGUUGAGAGAACGAAAAGCGAAUGUCCGGUUCAUUAACCGGGUUGGUGGGUACGGAGGACCCACCUAGGGGCCUGGAAAACCCUAAUUCCAGAUCAAUGAUGCACAUGGUUCCAGUACUCCGAUGGGACAAGUUGAGUAUGAACCUUUUGUUGGCCACCGACUACUAUGGGGCUGUAUUUCCUGACGUCGCUCCACUGUCUUGUGGAUCAGACCUUUUGGUCAAAGACUCGGGUCGAGCCCCCCUAAGAAAAUUAGCUGUCUCUGUUCGGAUACCCGGGCGGUAUCUCAGUCCGCACACAAAUUAAUAACAAUUAAAAGUAAACGUACCGUCUGAAUGAAUUCUGGUUGUAUUUUUACUAACCAAACUGCUUCCCUCACUAUUAUUAGUGGUAGUAUUUUGUUCAUGCACUAAUUUCUGUUUGUUGUUUUUAUUAUACGCACUUUAUAUUAUUUAUCUCUUCACAACCUCAUUGUUAUCGUGUGGUGCGUAUGUAUUUAGUGCCCCUUUGUACCAAUGUUUGUGUUCAAAUAUUUAAAUAAUUGUUGAUGGAGAUAAGUGUUUUUUCAAACAUCUUUUUCAAUAUUUUUAUUUUUUAUAUAUCCACUUAUUAUUUAGUUAGUGUUGCCCUACAUACACCAUUAUGUUAUGUAAUAACAUUAUUGUAGUUUGUGAACUUACAGCAUUUAAAUAUACGUCAGUCUCAUCCCAAUGCUUGCUGUUGUUUGUAUGUAUUCGGUUCCAAAAUCCAUCUUAGUUUUAUGAAAAAACACACGUAUGUCUUGUCCUGUUUAACUCAGUCAUAGUACACACUUCCUAGUAUCUGUCCGACCAUCCGUACAUAGCAAGUGUAAUGAUUUGCUGCCAACGGUCGCAUAAGCAUAGACACAUAGUUUACCUUAUAUUAUACUCGUCCAGGCGAGUGUAAGCUUUCCGUGAUUUUGGCAAGACGAGUAAUUCACUGGAGAUAACUCCGUCUCGUACAUUGUCUUCUGAGCAGGAUUUGAUAUCGGGGUCGCCUAGUGUAUAAAACGUUCUUGUCUAUCCUUCAUAACUAGUAACUAAAUGUUUUAUGGCUGAUAUAAAUUGUCCGAAUGUUAUGAGUUCGUUUUUGGUAGCGUUUGUCUUGUAAGGAAUCCACCCGCAUGAAACUGUUCUCAACAAUACUAUGUUGCUGUCUUUUAAUGAGUCAUAUUAUUUGAAACUAGUAUCUAAAUAAACCCGAUUAAAUAUUUGCAUGAGUAUCGUGUGUAUUUUUACUGAAAAUUUACUAGCCUUCAACCUCAAACCGCUUUUGAGAAGAUAUACUACUUCGUCAGUAACAAUGAUGAGGACGUUUGGAACACACUACCAGCCUCAAUAACUGUAGUUUAAGUAGAUUUUCUCCUCAUUUGUAUUUGACUUUUACCUUAGAUAUCCGACGCCAUGACGUUCCACUUUUUGCAAUAUCAACAAUCUUGGCACUACCAGAACGCUCUGCAUAUUGUAUCCAUGCUGGGCAAAUACUUGACCACUGUCGUAUAAAAUUCAAUGUAGCGCUUGUAGGCUAUAAACCACCAUCAACUUUAUCAUUUCCCAUCUUAAUACUAAUCUGUAUAUCACAGUUAAACCAAGAAUAAUUGAUCAUAGGUUUGAGAGCACUGACUUCGGUAAACUGUGAUACAGAUAAGAUGUUGAUUUAUGUAUCAAGGGAUGGAUGCAUUGUUCAAGGUCUAAUCAGUGAAGUUCCGUGCGCAACCCCCCUUAGGUUAAUAUAAAGUGUUUGUUAUUAGCAAGUCUUAUUGUUAUUAAGUCUUACCUAAUGAUCGAGCAUGUGGGUUUGAUUACUCAUAAAUUAUAUUAACACUUAAAAUAAAUUUGAUAAUGCAUCCGUCUGAAGUAUGGUAUUGAAUUAAGUCGUUUGUUAAUUUAGUGCAUACUUGAUAAUUUAUCAUCAAAGUUACAGAAUAUUAAUACCAGUAGAUACGGUUUACAAGGAAAAGUAACCAUUUUAAUCCGGUUUACUCAUCAUUUUGCUUUGCUUUUUCUGUUUUGGUAAUAUGGAAAUAGUUAAUACGAUGAAUUGAAUAGAAAAGAUGGCUACUUCCAACCACUAAAUCAUGCAGGGCCUGUUAUAUGAUAGAUUCAAACCAUUUGUCGGGAUCCAGACACCCAUCAAUAAUAUAUUUUAGGAAGUCAUCAUAGAUUUUCAAGUCAUCUCCGUGUAAAUUAAAAUCAAAAGGAUGUUUGAGAAUUUCAUCAUAAGUUUUAAAAUGAUUCAUAGUAGUCCGCAAACCAACACCAUCCAUUUGUCGACGUUUUUUAUAGUCAGUACCUGCAUUAAUUCUUUGAGAAUAAAUUAGUAUUGUAAUUAGUGUAAUUAGUAUUGAGUUGUUCAUAUUUCUUUUGAAAUAAAGAUCCCAAAUUUAUAGUGUAUAUUUGAUACGUCUGAUAAGGAUUUAACAAUGAGUUAUUAGUAGUGCUUCAUCAUACAUAUAUUUAUAAUGUUAGCAUAAUAGUGAGGUUGUUUGUCUUAUGCACUUUGACUUUUUAACUUGUAUGAAUACGUUGUUUUUGCUCUACUUAUGCACUUAAUAUGGAUUGUAGUUGAGUACAAUAACUCGUUUAGCAAUGCACUAAAUACUCUUAAUACGUAAAAUUGCAAAAAACUAAUUCUGAUCAAAACAUCUUUGUAGAUCGGAUGUAUUGAUUUUAUUAUUAAUGUAACAACUAGUAUUCCUGUCAUACUAUAAAUUUGUCCUUUAUACUUGAGCUCAUGAACUGCCUUGACUGCUUGAUAUAUGUAUCUAAAUAUUACUGUAUAUUGAAUUUAAGCCUGAUCUAACUAACAACAAUACUGUUAUAAUUUACACUGGGUAUUUUAAGCAUUUUAAAGUUGCCGUAGUUAUGUGGUUACGGAUUGAAGUUUAAAAGUUGUUACAUGUUAACUCUGUAUUUCAAAUAUAUGGAUCCAGAUAU